AUGACUACACUUGGAGGCGUCAAAAAUCGCCGUAUUUCUCUUGGUUCACCAAAAGAUUUAAGAGAAGUCCAUUUUUUUGAGGAUGAAGAAGUUCCAGAAGUUCCACCUAAAGGUGCUCGUGUAAAAGUAUGUUAUGCGGGUGUCUGCCUGACUGAAAGAGAAAUUACUAAUACCAAACAAGCUCGUAUUACAGCAGGUGUUAAAGAUACUUCUCUUUUUCCUGGUUAUGAAGUUUCUGGUGUCUUAGAAUCUUUUGGUAGUGAUAUUAAUCCUGAAGAAGUUGGAUUUGCUAUUGGAGAUAAAGUUAUAGUUUGGCCAACUGAAGAGAUGGCUGGUACCGGUUAUGCCGAUUAUUUAACAGUUCCUGAUCUCCAAUAUUUAGUUAAGAUACCAGAAAGUUUAAGUAUGCAUGUUGCUUCAAUUUUACCAGCUGGUGCUACAUGGGCCUUAUCCGGUAUUGUUCAUGCUCGUCCAAUUGUUGAAGGAUUUCUUAAUAGUAAAGGAUAUUGUAAUAUCUUAAUUGUAGGAUGUGGAGGCCUUGGAUUAUGGUUAUUAAAACUCGCAAAAUAUUUUUUGAAAGUUAGUAAACCUGAACAAAAAAUAAAGCUAAUUGUUGCUGAUAGUAAAGAAGAAAGAUUAUCAUUAGCUGAAAAAAAUGGUGCUGAUUUUGUUGUUCAUUGGGAUGAUUCUGAGUUUGAAGAAUAUCUUGUUAUGAGAACUAAAGAUAUAGCAAGAAAGGGUGUUCAAAUUGUUUUUGAUUUUGUAACCUCUCAAAGAUCAGUCACUAGAUCAUUAAGAUGUUUAGCAGAAGGUGGAUUUUUAUUUGUUGGUGGAGUAUUUGGAAUUGAUGUUACAAUGCCUGUUAAAUUAGUUGCUAAAAAUCGUCUUGCUAUAAUGGGAGUAUCUCGUGGAUCAAUUGAUCAGCUUAAAAAAUUAGUUGAAUUACUUGCAGAUGGUCGUCUUGAAGCUCCAGAUUAUAGAGUUUUUCCAAUGACAGAUGCUUCUACUGUUUUACGUCAAUUGUCAAUGUCUGAGUUAGAGGGACGUGCAAUUCUUGAGGUAUGCCAUCCUGAUUCUGCUUUGAGAGAUAAAAUAGUCAAUGAUACUGAAACUGCUAAUGUACCUGCUCAAUAA
Molecule: messenger RNA, 1134 nt
Organism: Strongyloides ratti
Lineage: Eukaryota; Metazoa; Nematoda; Chromadorea; Rhabditida; Strongyloididae
Product: GroES (chaperonin 10)-like domain and Alcohol dehydrogenase, C-terminal domain and Alcohol dehydrogenase GroES-like domain and NAD(P)-binding domain and Polyketide synthase, enoylreductase domain-containing protein
Exons: 2
Coding region: 1-1134 (377 amino acids)
Molecular function (GO): oxidoreductase activity
Source: RefSeq, a predicted model, not a curated record